UGCUGACGAUACCACGGAAAUUCCGCCCCGCCCACUUCCGGUACACAGGGUGAGCUCUGCCACCUUAUCCUCCAGGGUUACACAGUAGUGAAGAAGACAUCCGGUGAGUGUGAGACACCGAGCAGCCAUCCCCGUGUGUCAGGAGGACUGCGCAGGACCCAGAGCCCCAUCAAGGUGCCUCCACCUCACUCACUGACACAUGAGACACAUUGACCAGAAGAUCCUGGAACUCCCUAACAAGAUCAUUCAGCUGCUGACUGGAGAGGAGGGGGAGUAUAUAGAGGAACACAGGGGUCUUUACAUGGACGUGAUGAUGGAGAAUCACCGGCCCCUCACAUCACUGGGUAAAAGGAGACUGUCAUGUAUUGUACAAGGUAGAGCAGAUGGGCCCAGUAACAGAGAUACCCCAGAGAGAUGUCCCCGUCCUCUGUAUUCCCGGGACUGUACAAAGGAGAAUCACAGGAUCCCACAGGAGGAUCAGGUAGAACGUCUGUCUGAUAUUAAAACAGAAGAUAUAGAGGGAGAAGAAGAGACGUAUGUGACUGAUAUAAAGGUAGAAUAUAUAGAGGGAAAAGAAGAGACGUAUGUGACUGAUAUAAAGGCAGAAGAUAUAGAGGGAGAAGAAGAGAAGUAUGUGACUGAUAUAAAGGCAGAAGAUAUAGAGGGAGAAGAAGAGACGUAUGUGUCUUGUAUAAAGGCAGAAGAUAUAGAGGGAGAAGAAGAGACGUAUGUGACUGAUAUAAAGGUAGAAUAUAUAGAGGGAGAAGAAGAGACGUAUGUGACUGAUAUAAAGGCAGAAGAUAUAGAGGGAGAAGAAGAGACGUAUGUGACUGAUAUAAAGGCAGAAGAUACAGAGGGAGAAGAAGAGACGUAUGUGACUGAUAUAAAGGCAGAAGAUAUAGAGGGAGAAGAAGAGACGUAUGUGACUGAUAUAAAGGCAGAAGAUAUAGAUGGAGAAGAAGAGACGUAUGUGACUGAUAUAAAGGCAGAAGAUAUAGAGGGAGAAGAAGAGACGUAUGUGACUGAUAUAAAGACAGAAGAUAUAGAGGGAAAAGAAGAGACGUAUGUGACUGAUAUAAAGGCAGAAGAUAUAGAGGGAGAAGAAGAGACAUAUGUGACUGAUAUAAAGGCAGAAGAUAUAGAGGGAGAAGAAGAGACGUAUGUGAGGGAUGAUCAGCAGUGUAAGGAGGAGGAGAUCCCUACAGAUAUCAGCACAGAUGGACACACAAGCAGGAAUAUCUCAGAAGGACAUCUAAUGUUAUCCCCGGAUUGUGACAUAAAAGAUAAUGACAGUAGACAGGAUUCUCCAGGAAAUAAUCCCAUUACCCCAAUUAUACAUCCAGCUCUAUCAGCUGAUCCCCCUGAUCCUGGGAAAUGUUCUCCUGAUCACUCUGAUAUUGGAGCAUUUGUUACAGCUCUGACAGUAGAUACAGUGUUUCCCUGUUCUAUAGAUGCCAAAUGUUUUACACAGAACACAAAGCUUAAAACCCAUCAGCCAGCUAAGGCAGCUGAGAGGCAAUUUCCAUGUUCUGAGUGUGGAAAAUGUUUUACAUACAAAUCAGCUCUUGUUAGACAUCAGAGAAGUCACACAGGUGAGAGGACAUUUCCAUGUUCUGACUGUGGAAAAUGUUUUACUUGGAAAUCAUGUCUUGUUACACAUCAGCAAAGUCACACAGGUGAGAAGCCAUUUCCAUGUUCUGAGUGUGGGAAAUGUUUUGGCCGGAAAUCACAACUUGUUAGACAUCAGAGAACUCACACAGGUGAGAGGCCAUUUCCAUGUUCUGACUGUGGAAAAUGUUUUACUUGGAGAUCAAGUCUUGUUACACAUCAGCAAAGUCACACAGGUGAGAAGCCAUUUCCAUGUUCUGAGUGUGGGAAAUGUUUUGCCCGGAAAUCACAUCUUGUUAUACAUCAGAGAAGUCACACAGGGGAGAAGCCAUUUCCAUGUUCUGAGUGUGGGAAAUGUUUUGCAGGCAAACCAGAGCUUGUUAGACAUCAGAGAAGUCACACAGGUGAGAAGCCAUUUCCAUGUUCUGAGUGUGGGAAAUGUUUUGCAGACAAACCAGAGCUUGUUAGACAUCAGAGAAGUCACACAGGUGAGAAGCCAUUUUCUUGCUCUGAGUGUGAGAAAUGUUUUUCACAGAAAUCACAUCUUGUUGAUCAUCAGCGAAGUCACACAGGUGAGAAGCCAUUUCCAUGUCCUGAGUGUGGGAAAUGUUUUGCAGACAAAUUACAUCUUGUUAGACAUCAGAGAAGUCACACAGGUGAGAAGCCAUUUUCUUGCUCUGAGUGUGGGAAAUGUUUUGCCCAGAAAUCACAACUUGUUAGACAUCAGCUAAGUCACACAGGUGAGAGGCCAUUUCCAUGUUCUGAGUGUGGGAAAUGUUUUGCCCUGAAAUCAGAUCUUGUUAAACAUCAGAGAAGUCACACAGGUGAGAAGCCAUAUUCUUGCUCUGAGUGUGGGAAAUGUUUUACACAGAACUCAUAUCUUGUUAUACAUCACAGAAGUCACACAGGUGAGAAGCCAUUUCCAUGUUCUGAGUGUGGGAAAUGUUUUGCGGACAAAUUACAUCUUGUUAUACAUCAGAGAAGUCACACAGGUGAGAAGCCAUUUUCUUGCUCUGAGUGUGGGAAAUGUUUUGACCGGAAAUCACAACUUGUUAGACAUCAGCUAAGUCACACAGGUGAGAGGCCAUUUCCAUGUUCUGAGUGUGGGAAAUGUUUUGCCCUGAAAUCAGAUCUUGUUAAACAUCAGAGAAGUCACACAGGUGAGAAGCCAUAUUCUUGCUCUGAGUGUGGGAAAUGUUUUACACAGAACUCAUAUCUUGUUAUACAUCACAGAAGUCACACAGGUGAGAAGCCAUUUCCAUGUUCUGAGUGUGGGAAAUGUUUUAGACAGAAAUCAUAUCUUGUUACACACCAGAGAAAUCACACAGGUGAGAAGCCAUUUUAAUCUUCUGGAGUAUACUUAUUAUUGCCAUGCGUUGUUCUUCAAGGUUCUUAUCCUAUGUCCUGUGCUUUUUGCAAUAUACAUUAAACCACUGGGUGAAAUAA
Molecule: messenger RNA, 3054 nt
Organism: Pseudophryne corroboree (corroboree frog)
Lineage: Eukaryota; Metazoa; Chordata; Amphibia; Anura; Myobatrachidae
Product: zinc finger protein 665-like
Exons: 6
Coding region: 200-2953 (917 amino acids)
Biological process (GO): regulation of transcription by RNA polymerase II
Cellular component (GO): nucleus
Molecular function (GO): DNA-binding transcription factor activity, RNA polymerase II-specific; RNA polymerase II cis-regulatory region sequence-specific DNA binding
Source: RefSeq, a predicted model, not a curated record